AUGCCACUUCCAAAGAAUAGACUGUUUGCCCAAUUUCAUGCGCCACAAACAGCCAGAAUGAAGGAUGAGAUUCUGCUACAAUUGAGCAUGGAAACACCGAAGGUCAGAGUGGUUUUUGCUACAGUAGCCUUUGGAAUGGGAGUGGAUAUUCCUUCAAUCAGGCACAUUAUACACAUUGGACCCCCGAGAACAAUACGUGAGUAUUUUCAAGAAACUGGGAGAGCAGGUCGAGAUGGGAAAUAUUCAAAAGCUAUCCUCUAUUAUAAUAAUAGGGAUAUUGGAAAAAACAAACAAGGGAUCCAGGAUGAAAUAAGAACAUUUUGUCGUAGUGAAAACCAAUGCUUACGAUGUUUGCUUUUGGAAUGUCUUGACAUCAACAAACCAGAGUCAUUUUCACCAGGACAUUUGUGUUGCAGCGUGUGCAUGAAGGCUUGUUCAUGUAUUGAGUGCAGUUUAAUACAGUGACGUAAGAACUGUCUUUGGGUUGAUGAAACACUGUCUGUUUCCUGGCACAUUCAACAACUAGUGCUAAAUACCAUUAGCAGAAUCAUACUAGUAUACUAUCGCAAAUGCUGUAAUUUGAUUGGCUACUCUACUCACUACCUAUUCCUCGAUAGAUAGCGAGUAGCAAAACAAUAAUUUCCCUAGCCCAUUUUUUUAAGAAAAUCGCUUUCAGUCUGCAUGUUUCAUUGUUUUUGUGCAAUAUUUUAUAUUUGAUCUCUGAUUCUACUAAAACAAUUAGAUUACUUGCUCUCAAUUUCUAUGAGGUGACAGUUGAUCCGGGCUUUGCCUUCAUCAACUUCACGUCAUAGAAAUCUGGAGCUCGUAAUCUAAUUAUUAAAUAGUAAAUUGGAGAAAUCAUACUGUUUAGUAUCACAACUAUAUAAUGACAUAUGAUGGUCCUUACCAAGUGUAAUUCUGUGUAUUAAAGUGUAGUCCCUGUGUAAAAUUACAGUGUGUACCAAAUAUAAUUUCUAUAUGGAUUGCAGUGCAGCCCUGGUGUAAAACUAUAGUGUUUAUCCAAUGUAUUCCUUAUGUACAGUAUUACAGUGCAUCCCUGGUAUGAAAUGAAAGUGUGCACCCAAUGUAUCCCUUGUGUGCACACCCCUUUGUAGACUAAAAUUGUCUAGUGUCAGUUAUAGUAACAUAGCAAAGUUUGGCACAGCCAGGAAAUUACAACUUAAUAUUGGCCUUUACAAUAAAGGUGGGUGCCUCCCAGUCCUUUAGAAAUUUCUAACAUACAUACCAUUACAAUGGACCUUCCCCCUUAUAACUAAAAUUUCGAUCUAGACAAAAAUUUCAUCACAGCUUGAAAGAGCAUCACAAAAUUAGUAAUAUUCCAAAGUUUUGUUGCAAAAUCUUGUAAAAUGCGGAUAAUAUAGCCUUGCGAAGUUUGCCGUUUUUCAGUCAUUUUGUAUUACAAACGGGAAAUUGACAUCCGAUUCGGGUGUUGGGGCUGCAAUUUCCCGUUUGUAAUGCAAAAUGACUGAAAAUUGCAAACUUUGCAAGGCUCUAUUUUCCUCGUUUUACAACAUUUCGCAACGAAACUUUGGAAUAUUACUAAUUUUGUGAUGCUCUUUCAAGCUGUGAUGAAAUAUUUGUCUAGACUUGCCUAGAUCAAAAUUUUGGUUAUAAGGGGAGAGGUCUAUUGAAUACAAAAUUUCACAUUCCCUUUUUUAGAAAAUCACUGAUUACUCAUUUUCUCGGUAUUGGGCAAGUUUUUUGCCUUGGGAACUUUUUGUGGUAAUUGAGCAUCUAUGGUACUAUGCAUUGAACCACAGAAAAUCUAUUCCCCAGGGGGUUGCAACGAAAUUGCUUUUCUACGCACUUUUUCGCACAACGGCCCACGGCAAACAAGGUUCCCUCCUCUACGCUGCUGCUUGAGAAUCUGGAAACGAGGUUGGCGCCUCAUUACAGUAUAUGACUGUGCAUUUGUUUUGAUCUGAUUUAGGCUGUUGUGAAAUGUCUAGAGUUUCAUCCAAGUUCGAAAAUUCUUCUUGUUGCUGGGUUGAAUAAUACGUUAAGUAUAUUCCAGGUACAUUACAUGUGAAAUAAAUAAGUGUUUUAAGUACUCUUCUUUGAAAAAUCAUCACUUGAACAUUUACACGUAUUUGAAAUUGUGAAGAAUUACAUAGUGGGUGUCAUAGAUUGCUGUCCUAAUGGUCUUACUGCGUGUUUCUGCAACUUUUAGUUAGCGACGCCAUGCUGCACUGAAACACAGUAUUUUUUUUUAUUUGAUAGGUGGAUGGAAAGACGAAUGCAAAUCUUCAAACGAUAUAUUUGAAAGGCUUUCCUAUCCAUACCGCACAUUUCAUUGAGAAUGGCGAGCAAGUCAUACUGGCUUCACAAAGAAGGCAUUUCUAUUGUUAUGAUAUGGUUGCUGGUAGUGUGACCAGAAUCCCAGAAAUAAGAGGUAUUUCUGUAGACACGAACCUCGUGCUAUUAGAAAACUCCUUAAACUCAUUACGCUAAUUCUGGUGAAUAUUUUGCUGUAUUUUAUACUAUUAAUGUUGUUGAUGCAGUAUAUACAUAUGUACCUUGAUGUGUCUUCUUUCACCUGAAUAUUUUGGUCAUUGGCAAAACAGUAUUAAAACAGUUUGUGUCAUGUUGUUUGUAAAUAAAAAAUUUCCAAAACAAAUGUGUAUAUAAUGCAUGCUUAGGCGAAAAGAGCUAUAAUUUUUGUAUCGUUUCAGGGAAAGAGGAAAAACAGUUUUCAAAUUUCUUUGCAUCGCCAGACGGAAAAUAUUUAGUGUUCACUGGGAACAGUGGAUUCAUGUAUCUCCUGUCCAGCAAGGUAUAUACAUUGUUUAUAUUUCGUAACUGGUAAACAAGUCAGUAACGCUCUGCUGUGUGAGAUUAAAUAUCAAUGCACCUACAUUAAGUCUAUCGAGCGAUAAUUUUCAGUAUACUCGUUGCAUUUUUAGACCAAACAGUGGAUGGCUGACCUCAAGAUGAAUGGCUCCGUGACUACUAUAGCAUUUUUCGCAGAUGGAAAACGAAUGUUAUCUGCUGGAAGUAAGUACCAAAGUUCAUGUAUUUGGUUUACUGGAAGAGAGGUGAGGAAAAGUUACUACAUGUAAAUUUUAAUUUUUACAAGAACCAAUCUUCUCAUGCACUUCUAUAUAUGAAAGAUCAAUUUUUAACGUCUUUUAAUGUCUAUAAAACCAAAAUCUCGAAAAAACGACAUGGAUGCCGCCAUUGCCUUGUCAUUGAAUUUGCCGAUUUAGGUAAACAGAGCACACGCCUUGGUCAUUUUCCAUUGUUUGACGCCACGUAUCGAACGCCCACAUUCGCGAAGCGACAUUUUCCUUUGUCGGCACCAGGGCCGCGGGGGGGGGGGGAAAUUUGCCCCGGGCCCCCACCUUAAUAGGGCCCAACUUGAUAGCAAGAGCCUAAAAUUGAUUAGGUUCUUUAAAUUAGUCAGAGCAUUUUUGAAAUUGAGGGCCCCUUGCAGUACCUCCAAAAUCCAAAUGCAGUCUAGCUAAGGUCUAGUUGAGUCUAGCUUAAAAAUAAUGAUGUCAUGGGGCCCCCAGGGACGAUUUGCCCCGUGCCCCGCGAAUUUUCUCGGCGGCCCUGGUCGGCACAGUGAGCUCUAUAUAUAUCUGGAGCAAGAACUUCAGUCAUUCGGCCUAUGAGAAAAGUGAAGCCAAGAUGGCGGCAAUUAACGUCCAAUAUCUCUGAAGGUCGUUAACAGUUUUUAUACCAUUUUCGCCAGCUAAUUCCAGUUUUUCAUAAUAUUAGUAGUCAAAAUAAGAAAUUUCGAUACACCCCCGGCAGCUUCGUUUCCGACCGCCCAGAAAAAAAAACAUUAGAAAGAGACUUUGACGUCCAAUAUAUAUUGACGUCAAUCCGAAUAGCUCUUCAAUUUCCGCCAUUUUUGGCUUCUCUUUUUGGACUCGAGUUCUCACUCCAGAUAUAUAUGAAGCUUACUGUGUCGGCAUAGCUUAUCACGUCAGCAGAAGCGAUGACAAGGAAGGAAAAAGUCGCUUUGCGCAAACAAAUUCGUCGAGUGGAAAGUCGGCUUAACUGUGGUGCUACGCAGCGUCCGUGAGUAAAAAUUUGGAGUUUGGAAAAAAUUCGGAAACAAAUUCGCCGAGUGGAAAAUCUGCUUAACUGUGGUGCUACGCAGCAUCCGUGAGUAAAAAUUUGGAGUUUGGAAAAAGGUGUUUUUGCAGAAAUACUCGAAGUGGCGCCGUCUCCAAUCUCCAUACAGUUUCUGUCUUCGUCUUUCCGUGUUCACAUUAUUCGUUGCUUUUAAGCAACUAAAAGUCUCCAUCUAGUACAGACGCGUACUGUCCAUAAUCCAAUCCAGAGGUCGUCAUGAUUAACAGACACAGCUGAAUACUGUCGAAAUGAGUUUCCAGUAAGCUUUUCUGUAUUUCUGAUGUCUGAUACAAAUAUAUGGGUUCAAUAUAGAGUGAACAGGCAUCAGAUGUAAUGCAGUGAUGUGUAACCUAGCAGGAAUACAUGAGCUACAGAUGAGAUUUUCUAGUGCAAUUAUGGCACAAUAUGGCACAAAGCAUAUGACAAAUGCAGCUGUAAUGAUCGCAAUUCCUUAGUCAUUCUCUGCCAUAAGUGCUUUGGUGAAUAGGGCGAUAUUCCUCUAUUUACCCCACUAUAGUUUCAGCGACUGCUGACGAAAAUUGUUCAGCAAUUCGUCGACUUUGUUCCAGUGAAAUUUUAAAAAUUUUGUAGUCUGUGUAAGCAUAGACAAUGUAAGCCAUUACAUGCAGCAACGGGAAGAAGAACGAAAAUAAAUCCUGAUGUAACGACAAAUUGAGAAGAGUUGUAACACCACCGCGUUGGUUUCCUCUUCCUGUAUAAAGGAUUGCAAUGGGAAGAUAACAUAACGCAGUUGACCAGAUAAUCACCAGUAGUGUAUAAGUCCUUCUCAAUGUCAUAAUGAAGGGAUAUUUUAGAGGCCGCAUGAUAAAAAUAUAUCUAUCAAGAAUUAUAGACACUAGUGCGAAUACAGCAAGACCUAAAGCUACACAACCACUUGAAUGACUGAACUUACAAAAGAACUCCACGUUUUUAUCAGUGCCUUGGAUGUAUUCAAUCAUGUCUGCCAUCCAUAUUGGAUAUGUAGUAAGGCAGCCAAGAAGAUCUGUAUUAUUCUGUAACAGCCAAGUUACUCACCAAAACACUGUUCGGUGUCAUAUCAUAAUUCGUCAACGCAUGGUGUAUUAUCACUCCACAAUUUCCACAUACGCCAAGAAGCAAGCAAAAACAGUUAAAUAUUAUAAAAGUGCCAAGAAAGGAUAAAGCGAAUUUGUCGCCUAAAGCAGUCGAGAUAUUCAUAUUGCGAUAAUUUAACUAUUUCAAUCUUGAGUUCCACUAUAUGCGCAAAUAUUCAGUGAAAAGAAUACUGUAGAAGAGGAACACGGAGCCUGCACCCUGCGUACUCGUUAACUUACAACCCUACUCUGACACAAAACAAAGAAAUUUUAAAUGACAUUUUUACGCCGCUUAUGUUUGCAGUAGUGUCUAUUAAUUGAAGGUUUAUUAAACUACACGUAAAGUGCAAAUAUUCCAGAAUAUUGCAAGAAACCAAUAUCGUACAAUAAGUGAGAAUGAUGAAUGAAAAACCUUAAUUAUAAAUUAGGGAAAACUAUUUUUCAAAAGUGAGAAGACAACGUGUCAGAAACUCAUGAUUAAAAGUUCUGCAUGCCGAACGUAAUUUGACACUAAAUUAAACUUUUUAUUGCUUAAAUGGAGUUGAUAGAAGCUGCUGCACUCAAAUUACAAACAUUCAUAUGCAGUAUGUCACUACACGCGCAUUUUGAAAAUUCAAGCCCAUUUUUCACUAUUCGAAAACAAAUCUUGGCAAUGUGAUUGGUCAGCGAAAAAAUUCGCUGCGAAAAAGUUGGACCAGUUCCAACUUUUUUGCUGUUCGCGCUAGCAAAUUCGCCCAGUGGAAAAUGGGCUUCUUUGACAGCUUUAUGAAAAGCAUUUUUCCCAAUAGUUGAAUAUCAAAUCGCGCUUUAAAAUACUAAUUUUGUAUAACUUGAAUUAGAUGAUGGUGAAGUGUAUGUUUGGGAUAUAAAAUCGAAGAGAUGCAUUCAUAAAUUUAAAGAUGAAGGAUGUAUAAAAGCGACUGCUCUUGCUGUCUCACCUAAUGGUCUAUAUCUUGCUUGUGGGUAUGUAUUUUAAUAACACCUCCCUGGCUCCCUCUAUGAAUGUAGGAUCGUGUUGGACAAGAAAAGGGAAGAUUUAGAAUGUCAAUCGAGUUUUGUGCAGCUCAAGAACGUCUGAAUAUCGAUUAACGUUACUCAAAAUUUGUCAAGGCGAUAUAAGGCGUUGAAGAACAAUUUUCCCUUUCAAAAACGGCCAGCCUCUCCUAAACGGUCAGCUCCUCUCAUUGCUUUCUAGGAAAGAAAAUCCUCUAAUCUACCGCGCUGGAUUCUAGAAUCACUGCUCGCAGUGGGGGAUGGGAAUGGCUCAAAACAAUUUUAGAACAGUUUCACAUUUAGUACACAUACUGUAUUUUGCUUCUUGAAACUUGAAUCUCAUGGCGGAUUUUCAGAAUAUUGAAUAUUUAUGCAAUAUCAUUCUGUAAAUGGCGACCAAAGUGCAAAUCUCUGUUUAGCCGCUUCUUUUUAAAAAUUAGACGAAUUUAUGCUUUUCGAGCUUCUUUGGGAUUUGUCCCAACCUCGUAUGGAUAUAUUUCACUUCGGCUCUGGGAGCGAGAUUUGAAUUUGUGUCCAAAACAAAUGUAAAAUAUUUACCUCACUUAGGCCCUGUUCACAUGAUCCCAGGAUAAACAACUGCCCCGGGAUAAACAACUGCCCCGCGACAAGUCAUUGACCCGGGGCACAGAAUAAAGAUCAGUACCAGAAGGGCCACUCAGCGUUGCAACGUGUCACCAUUUUUCUAUGCAAAAAUAUGCAGUUGACUGGCCAGAAGGCGGGGCCUUCAUCCAAUACAGCGCGUUUAUUGGCCAGAAAAUGUAAUCGACUGGCUAGGAAGAUGGCGGCCAGGGUGGCCCUUCUGUGUGCCUUAUUCUGUGCCCGGGGUAUUGAUAUCGUCUGUUCACAUGAACAAAGCUAGCGCGGGUCAUGGCUAUAAAUACAUUACGCGGAAUCAUAAAAUAUUCCCGCCAACGUGAAACGGUGAAAUAUUGCUAAAUAAAAAACAUUCUGAUAAACGCAAGUCUUUUUUUAUGAUAUUUACAAAUAGAACGUAGUUGAUUAUCAGCCGUAAUAAAAUGUGCUCAAUUCAUUGUUUCUUGUUGACCAGAUCAAAUUCUUUGAGUAACAUACUACACUUUUUGGUUUCAAACAUGAUAUUAGCGACAAUUUUAUUUUAAUAUUAUUAGAAUCAUCACUUAUAGAUUUCUAAUGAUAUCUUUAAUCAAAUAACAAGUUUUGUGGAGUCCAACGUGCUCUAAAUGUAAUUUUAGCCGCGAUUUUGAUCAUUUCACCAAAAAUUCAAUUAUCCCGGGACAAAGUUGCCCCGGGGUAAAAUGUUCACAUAAGGAAAAGUUGUCCCGGCUAGGCGAGUGUCCCUGUCUACAGAGGCGAGGCACUCGGGUCAAUUCUUGUCCCGGGACAAGUAAAAUAUCAUGUGAACAGCACUAUUCUUUUACUAAGGAGCCGAGACAAUUUUUGUCCCGCGACAAUUGCUUGCCCCGAGACAUAACGCUGUCCCGGGUUCAUGUGAACAGGGCCUUACAAUGAUCAUACAGUAUUGUCGGAUUCCAUUUGAUAUGAAAGUUUUUUUGGAAACAUACUACAACAGCACAAGGGGUGAUGCAGGGUUUUUUAGCUGCGAGCAAAGAUUUCAGACUCCAGCGCGAUAAAUUAUCUUUCCAUCCAUACCAAAGCAUACCAUAUAUAAUAAGAGAUGGAAGAUCACUUGAGAAUAGAAAAUUGUAUGAUACACUGAGUGCACCGACAAGAUCCUUGAUCGUGUAUAUAUAGCUUGAGUCUCCCCCAAAACUGGUUUUGUAGUAUAUUCAAACCAACUGUUGGUGACUUUGUAUAUAAUUUAUUUAUAAUUUAUCUUUCUAUUUUAGAUCUGAUUCCGGUGUAGUUAAUAUUUAUGAUAAACAAUGUUUUGAGGACGAAUUUCCAAAACCCAUUAAGGCUGUAAUGAAUCUGACGACCAGAAUUGAUAAACUGAAAUUUAACUGUACAAGGUACUGUAUAUCAAAUUGGUUUUGAACAUGCGUACAUAUAACCAUAUUGAAGGGUUCUUGUAGUGGAAAUUUCGAGCGGAAGGUUGAAAACAAUUCUCAGACCUAACAAGGAGCAGCUGCGAAAAAUGCUGCUAUACUCUAUACUGGUAGGAAUAGAUCAUGCGGUCUGGUUCCUUUUGUUUCAUUUUUCGUAGCUGGUGGUCUGAAAAUUUAUGUAAUCUUUCGCUCGAAAUCUUUAUCUACAAAAACCCUUCAACUGUUAGUUCUGUCGAGCGAGGUGCCCAAAUUCUUGAUAUUUACAUAUAAAAAUGGUUCAAGAUCUUAUAUAUACUGAAUUGUACCCAGUCCUCUGCGGCAAAAUACUUUCUGGAAAUUACCACCCAUCCCACCCUUCAACGACUUUGCACCACUUUAUCAUAACACAUAUAAAAAAAAUCUGUAAAUAUUGUUUUGUUAUGCAAUCCGUCAUCAAGAUUCGCAUGGACUGCAAUUCAUGCAGUGUUAUAAAUAAAGUAUUAUAUAGUAGUUACUGGUUAACAUGUUAUUACAGGUACGUCCAGAUUUUGUAAUGUACAGUAUUGGACUUGAUUUUGCAAGUCUGGUUGUAAAAAUAAAAAAAUAAAAACAUUUGGUAGGGGAUGGAGUGCUCCUAAAGGUCACCCUCAACCCCAUAACUCACACAAAUCAAUGUAUUACAUAGCUAGUGUAUUUUAAAGUAAACAAUGACCAUCACGGGGAUCCACUACCCCUUGGACGUUAAAGUAAACAAUGACCGUCACCGGGAGCUACUACCCCUUGGGCAUUUAGGAUGCCCAUCUCGGGGAGCUAUUACCCCUUGCAGGGUAAAGUCUAACAUGCAUGGGGGAACACGACCCUCUGAGGACAUAUAAUUAUAUCAUAAUCAUAUUGCUGUAAUAGUGAGUCUGUGGGACGACACUUUGGCCACAGUUUAAAGUAUAAUCGGAGCAUUUCUCCUCAACAACCCUUCUCCCACAACAUUGUGUGUGUCAUAGUUGGUUUCUUAAUUGUCUUAGAGUAUUUGCUUAACGAAUUGGUGCAUUAAUGAUACUUUUGGAAAACAAGUUAAAGUUCAGUUAGUUCACUAAUUUCGUGUGUGAGACUCUUGUGUAUUCAUUUUGCAGUGAAAUUCUUGGAAUAUCGUCAAGGUCUAUCAAGAAUGCAUUCAGAUUGGUACGUGAUGUGGAUUAUUUGUCAGUUUAGUAUAUGUAAUGUAUUUUACACAAUAUAUAUAUUAUAUAUGAAAACCUGCUAGAUCUUUGACCUAUUUCGAUCUUCCCGAAAUGCAGGGAGUGAACCAAUCUUGCAUUCCACUCAAGUUAUACACCACCGAUAUAUCCGUUAUUAACCUUUUUCUGCGCAUUAGAAUCAUAUGAGCACUGAGCCCAAAACGUCGCGGAAAUACCCAUGUUCACCAAGUACAAUCUUUACUAUUAUAAAUUCUAAUUGCACGAAGCAGUAAAAUCGUUAUCGGUUUGGCAAUAAUUCCUUCAUUUCUUCUAACAUUUACAGUUCCAUGUUCCAUCGCUUACAGUUUUUUCCAACUGGCCGACAUCCAGUACUCCAUUACGAUAUGUUGAAACAUUUGACUUUUCACCAAGGAGCGGUUACCUUGCGAUCGGAAAUGACCGUGGCCGAGCAUUGCUUUUCAGGUGAAUGAUUGAUCUAAUGAUUCUAUCAACUUUUCACGCUUUCAUACUUUUCCUUCAAAUAUCCAUGUAUAAUGUAAUUUUGCAUGAAUAACAUGACGUUAGAUCUCAUUGUGAACUGAUUAAUCGACGUCACUUGUGGAGUAUAAGUAUUUUCAUUUCCCAACUCGUCAACCAGUAUAUACUGAUGUAGCGACUUAGCCGUUGGAAAUAAGAAAUCAAAAAUAAUCAUGAAUUAACAGUUAUGGUAUACACUUUUCCUGGAACACUCCUAACGAUAUUCAGUACUAUCUAAGACUCUAUUUCAUUUAGGUUAACGUACCUAACCUAAACUUGAUUGAUGUGUGUUGAGCCACUUCCCCCUCUGUUUGUAUAGCCCCUGUUCUCCCUUUACACAAAGAAACAUGUGAGCUGAUUAGGUUUAUUAAUUCACGUUUAUUGUGACUCAGAACUAUCUUAAACAAAAGCUCAUCGCAACUUCGUUUCUUCUGUUGCGUCAUGCUUGCAAGCGAGUUUUCCCCAACUUUAUUGGCUUUUAACCUGCAUGCAUUUUGACCUCAUUCUCAUUGAACCUCUUUUCUAUAAGUCCGUGCCUUACCCCCACCCAACCUCAUAAACCUGCCCUAAAUAUAAGUAACAUCUUCCAAGGAGGAUUUACGGUAAUUUUAAAAUUAUUCAUUAGUUAAGUAGUAGGUAAGUCUGUCAGGAGAUUCAAAUUAAAGUUCUAAACAAAGUUUAUCCAUCAAUACUCUAGAAACGCUUGUUAUUGUCUUCACAAAAUAGUCUCGUGUAAUUCAUGAAGUUGAAGGGUUUUUGUAGAUGGAAAUUUCAAGCGGAAUAUUAUAUACAAUUUUAGACCUAAUCAGGAGCAGCUGCGAAAACUGCAAAUAGGUCCUCUGGCAGGAGUCGAGCCAGGUGUUUUGCACGUACAUUUAACACUUUUUUGCGUGACCGGAAUCCAGGGGUGGAAAAAUAUUUUACUUUCUGGGAUCCCAAGAAACAUGAAAACUGCAAAUAGGCCCUCUGGCAGGAGUCGAGCCAGGUGUUUUGCACGUACAUUUAACACUUUUUUGCGUGACCGGAAUCCAGGGGUGGAAAAAUAUUUUACUUUCUGGGAUCCCAAGAAACAUGAAAACUGCAAAUAGGCCCUCUGGCAGGAGUCGAGCCAGGUGUUUUGCACGUACAUUUAACACUUUUUUGCGUGACCGGAAUCCAGGGGUGGAAAAAUAUUUUACUUUCUGGGAUCCCAAGAAACAUGAAAACUGCAAAUAGGCCCUCUGGCAGGAGUCGAGCCAGGUGUUUUGCACGUACAUUUAACACUUUUUUGCGUGACCGGAAUCCAGGGGUGGAAAAAUAUUUUACUUUCUGGGAUCCCAAGAAACAUGAAAACUGCAAAUAGGCCCUCUGGCAGGAGUCGAGCCAGGUGUUUUGCACGUACAUUUAACACUUUUUUGCGUGACCGGAAUCCAGGGGUGGAAAAAUAUUUUACUUUCUGAGAUCCCAAGAAACAUGAAAACUGCAAAUAGGCCCUCUGGCAGGAGUCGAGCCAUGUGUUUUGCACGUACAUUUAACACUUUUUUGCGUGACCGGAAUCCAGGGGUGGAAAAAAUAUUUUACUUUCUGGGAUCCCAAGAAACAUCAAGAAAACUGCAAAUAGGCCCUCUGGCAGGAGUCGAGCCAGGUGUUUUGCACGUACAUUUAACACUUUUUGCGUGACCGCAAUCCAGGGGUGGAAAAAUAUUUUACUUUCUGGGAUCCCAAGAAACAUGAAGAAAACUGCAAAUAUCUGUGUGAUGCUAAAAAAUAGCACAACUAGGGGGGGGGGCACUACCAGGGGGAUCCAUGCUCCCCAGAAAAUUUUGAAAAUUUAAAUUAGGUGUUCCAGCUAAAAAUGCAUUUGCCAUACAACAUUUGUUACAUUUAACAGUUAUUCUACGAACUCGAGUCGAAUAUGAGCUGAUAGCCGAUGAGGCGCGUAGCGCCGAAUCGGCUAUCGCUCAUAUUCGACGAGAGUGAGUGGAAUAACUGUUUUAUUAUAUACACAAGGUCUGAAUUCACAGACUUUGCUUUUCGGAUAUUUUCAAUAUUUUUCUAUUUUGUUUAUGUUUUUAUCUUCGCUCUUUCGGCCGAUUAUUUCUUCAAAAAUAUAUAUUUUUAACCAUUUUAAAUUUUAAAAAUUCAUUUGCUAACCUGUAAACAAUUUGUGGGAAUCUUUUCAUUGUGUUUUUAAUCCUGUAGAGGCUACAAAAAGCGAACAACUUGCCGUUUUCUCGUUCGCAAAAAUCGGAAAUUCAGUUUGAGCCGCCAUUUUGUUUUUCUCUACUAGUAGGAUAUGAGCUAAUAUCCUGCUAGUAGAGAACCAAUCAGAUUGCAGAAUACCUCGUAUCCAGACCUUGUGUAUAUAAUAUUAUUCUAUAGUCUAUAUAUUUACACACUAUUGCACUAUUAAGAUGGAUGCACUCAUGCAUAAUUGCAUUUCUGAGGUCAUACCUACAGUACAGGUAACAUUCUUUCUAUUAGUUAGAAUUUUUCCUCUGAACUCCUUUUAUCCAUUAAAUUUUUACAAUUAUCUUUUUUUUCUUUCUUGGAGAAAUAUUUUCUUGAACCAAUGGUCCUGUGUGAUCCUUUUUACACCCCUGCCAGAAUCUCCCAAUUAUUAUUUAUUUAACAAACUCAUUUUUCUGCUUCUCCCUGAUUUAGACUAAACCACUAUAUUGAUGCCUAG
This is a messenger RNA of Paramuricea clavata, 12532 nucleotides long. NCBI's taxonomy places the organism in Eukaryota, Metazoa, Cnidaria, Anthozoa, Malacalcyonacea, Plexauridae. The record is from the annotation of a GenBank genome assembly.